CGCCUCUGCUGUCCAUCUCAGUCAGCACUUCAGCCCCUGAAUCUGAGACAUCACCUACUCUACGCGAAUUUUGCUCCAGAAAAACGCGCCCCCUGCAACCACAACCUUGAUAUCAGAGAGCUUUCUGCGUUGUUUAAACGAAAAUAUCUUGAUAUAUUAAAAACGGACCGAUUAGAGGCAAAAAAGAAGCGUCUGCGCACAUCAGCAGCCGUUAGCCGUUUGAGCUAGCCGCGUCUCGCGACGCAUCUCGCCCGAGAGACGUCGGGCUCAAUAACUGUGCUUUACAAUCCUCAUCAACAUCAAUUAAACUGAGUGGUUCAGCAGAAUCUCAGCGGGUUCGGCGGAGCUGUUCGGCUCUUGCUCGUACUGCAGGCCUGGGUGCGGGUGCGGAGAAUGCUAAAGGAUGAGUCAGAGGGACACCCUGGUUCAUCUGUUUGCUGGAGGCUGUGGUGGCACUGUAGGUGCAAUUCUGACAUGUCCGUUGGAGGUGGUGAAGACGAGGCUGCAGUCUUCUUCGGUGACUCUUUACAUCUCUGAAGUUCAGCUCAGCACUGUGAACGGGGCCAGUGUGGCCCGCAUGUCUCCACCGGGGCCUCUGCACUGUCUAAAGUUAAUACUGGAGAAAGAAGGUCCUCGUUCACUCUUUAGAGGGCUAGGACCCAACCUGGUGGGAGUGGCUCCAUCCAGAGCAAUUUAUUUUGCUGCCUACUCCACAUCCAAAGAGAAGUUGAACAAUGUGUUUGAUCCUGACUCAACACAGGUGCACAUGCUGUCCGCUGGUUUAGCAGGGUUCACUGCCAUCACAGCAACCAACCCGAUCUGGCUUAUAAAGACUCGAUUGCAGCUUGAUGCCCGGAACCGGGGCGAAAAGCGCAUGAGUGCAUUUGAGUGUUUCCGGCGGGUCUAUCAGUCAGAUGGGUUACGGGGAUUCUACAGGGGCAUGUCUGCAUCUUAUGCUGGCAUAUCAGAGACUGUCAUCCACUUUGUCAUCUAUGAAAGCAUUAAACGCAAACUCGUUGAGUCCAAGGCCAACGCUAACAUGGAUGAUGAAGAUGAAUCUGUAAAAGACGCUUCGGACUUUGUUGGAAUGAUGCUGGCUGCUGCCACAUCCAAGACAUGUGCCACUUCAAUUGCAUAUCCUCAUGAGGUUAUUCGUACUAGACUACGUGAGGAGGGCAGCAAGUAUCGUUCGUUCUUCCAAACUCUAAAUAUGGUGAUCCGGGAAGAGGGUUACAAAGCACUGUACCGAGGCCUCACUACUCACCUGGUCCGACAGAUCCCCAACACUGCUAUUAUGAUGUGCACCUACGAGCUGGUGGUCUACCUGCUCAAUGGUUAACCUAUGAGAGACCAGGAAAUAGAGGCAGAGAGA
Messenger RNA from Carassius auratus (goldfish), 1372 nucleotides. RefSeq names its product solute carrier family 25 member 36-A-like. Gene Ontology annotation, molecular function: pyrimidine nucleotide transmembrane transporter activity. Gene Ontology annotation, biological process: pyrimidine nucleotide import into mitochondrion. Lineage: Eukaryota; Metazoa; Chordata; Actinopteri; Cypriniformes; Cyprinidae. Gene Ontology annotation, cellular component: mitochondrion. The transcript has 7 exons. Bases 404 to 1339 code for a protein of 311 amino acids. The record is from RefSeq and is a predicted model, not a curated record.